Pestalotiopsis fici W106-1 is the source of this 525-nucleotide messenger RNA. RefSeq lists its product as uncharacterized. The transcript has a single exon. Bases 1 to 525 code for a protein of 174 amino acids. The record is from RefSeq and is a predicted model, not a curated record. Lineage: Eukaryota; Fungi; Ascomycota; Sordariomycetes; Amphisphaeriales; Sporocadaceae.
AUGACACUCGAGGAUGACCAAGGGAGAUGGUCUGGUUUGCUCCGGGUCAUGGAUGAUGAUGCGGUCAUUGAAAGUGGGCAGACGAUUCAACUCGUUGCCAUAUCAAAGGGCAGUACUAGUCGCCGUGAAGCCGCCCAGACUUAUGAAGUCUACGUCGACAACUGUGGGUACUACAAUGCCGGAAAUGUCCAAUACCAAUUCGAGUCCGUUGCCAGCACUUGGAGAAUAUCCGAAGAGUCCAUUGAUGAUGCAAUAGGCUCGGCAGUGCCCUCUCAAAAAGAGAGGUCUCACACCACCUGUGUGGGAAGCGAAAAUGAAAAGACCACACCGGAUCUGGGGAAGCUCAACUCUAAAAAUGUCGAGUCUCGCAAACUUUCGGGAUGGGGGGAUGAGAUCUACUUCUUUUACAAUGUUCUCUGGGUAGAGACCAUUGACGGUGUCAUGUAUAGGAAAGCGGCCGGACGUAUCCCCGAGGACAUCUGGGAGCAGACUUGUGGUAUCCCACAGAGAAUAGUACUUGGAUAA